Plenodomus lingam JN3 is the source of this 1914-nucleotide messenger RNA. NCBI's taxonomy places the organism in Eukaryota, Fungi, Ascomycota, Dothideomycetes, Pleosporales, Leptosphaeriaceae. The record is from RefSeq and is a predicted model, not a curated record.
AUGGUGAUGGAUGGGAGAGUGGGAGUGGGAGAGGGUGCGGGAGAGGGUGGGCGGGGGAAAGAAGGUGUAGGCGUGGGGAUUCGGGCACUGGAUUCACAAUCGCAACUACAACCACAACCACAACCACAACAUGCCCACCCCACAGAAACAACACCCCUCCUCCCCCAAAAAAUCACACAUCCUGCCCCUAGUGCGACGGGCUCGCUGUCUGCUGGCGGUGCAAGGAGAGGAGGAGGAGGUGGUGGUGGUGGUGGGGAGGUGGAGUAUAGGCAUAAUGGCGCAGACACCGAGCGCCAAAGCAGGCGCGACUCUGGAGUUUUGAAACAGCGGGGGGAUGUGGAAAUGAUGAAGCGAAUGGGGUUGAUAUUUCCUGCAAUUGGGAUUGGGGUCUUCCUCUCAGCCGCAGACCAAACCCUCAUCGUAUCCACCUACGGCACAAUCGGCACCGAACUACACGCUCUAAACUCGACCUCCUGGAUCGCAACCUCGUACUUUCUCACCCUGUCGGCCUUCCAGCCUGUCUAUGGCAAGCUCAGCGACAUCUUCGGCCGCAAGCAAUGUCUGCUGUUUGCCUACCUGGUCUUUGGCAUUGGGGCGACGUUGUGUGGACUGGCGCGGAACAUGGGCGAGUUGGUUGCGGCGCGGGCGUUUGCUGGGGUGGGAGGGGGCGGCAUGGCGGUUUGUACGAAUGUGUUGAUGAGUGAUAUUGUGGGGUUGAGGGAUCGGGGUACCUGGCAGGGCUAUAUCAAUGUGGUGUAUGCGGCGGGGGCGGCCAUGGGGGCGCCGCUGGGAGGGUUGCUGGCGGAUAGUGUGGGGUGGCGAUGGGCGUUUAUGGCACAAGGGCCGGUCUGUGUGCUUGCGUUUGUGGCGGUUGCUUUGGUGUUGCGGCUACCGGCGCGGGAUCAGAGUGGGUGGAAAGAAAAGGUGCUCAAGGUGGACUUUUUGGGUGCGGGAGUGCUGAUAGUGGCGGUUUUUGGCGUGUUGGUGGGCUUGGAUCGCGGGUCGAAUGUGUCCUGGAGGGAUCCGGUUACUGUUGCCGGACUGUGUAUGACACCAUUGUUCGUGGUGUUUGUUCUGGUGGAGAAGUAUGUGGCCAGCAAUCCCUUUGCUCCUGGGCACAUCAUUCUCAACAAGACGCUGUUCGCCUGCUAUCUCUGCAACUUCUUCGCUUUUGGAGGUUGGCUUUCGGCCCUCUUCUUCAUACCGCUGUACUGGCAGGUCAUUGGCGAUUACCGCGCGUCCCAGGCUGGCCUCUUGCUCGUUCCAAGCAUCGUCUUUGGGGUGGGCGGAUCCCUCUUUGGCGGCUUCUACAUGAAGCGCACGGCAAAGUACUACUGGAUCACUGUACUGGCCUACUCGAACCUGACAUUCGGCCUCGCCCUUACCAUCCUGUUUACCGGCAUUAUUCGCGAGAGCAUUCCAGUCAUGGUAGUAGGAUCAGCCAUCUGCGCGUUUUCCAACGGAAUCGGUGUAACAACCACACUCAUUGGGCUUUGUGCGUAUUCCGGUUCAAUUCUCUUGCAAGAGCUAAUCGGGAUGACAGUGGCAAAUGCAUCGUAUACCGACCAGGCCGUAGCAACAGCAUGCAGCUACUUAUUCCGUUCCCUGGGCUCCGUCUUUGGCAUUUCAAUGUGCGCUACAGCCUUCAACCAGACACUGCGCCGCUCUCUCAUGACCGCCCUGAACGGUGACAAAGAUGCGGCGGAGAUUGCAGAGCGCGUGAGGGCGGGGCUGUCGUACUUUAGAGGUUUGGAUCCUGCACUCAAGAUGGUGGUGAGGGAGUGCUACGUCAAGGCCACGAGAGCGGCGUUGUGUGUUAGUAUUGCGCUGGUUGCUGGCAGUGCUGUGUUUGCGUGGUGGAUUGAGGAGAAGACUUUGGAUAGUAAACAGGCCGUAGUGGGUGAGGAGGAGUAG